Messenger RNA from Amoebophrya sp. A120, 944 nucleotides. The record is from the annotation of a GenBank genome assembly. Lineage: Eukaryota; Dinophyceae; Syndiniales; Amoebophryaceae.
CGGAGACUGUGUUUUUAGAAACUGUAGUCAGGUUCGAUUGCGGAUCUUCUUUGUCGACGAAACGUUGAUCAUUCGCCUGUUGUGCAGAAGAUCAAGCGCCAUCCUUUUUCAUCCGCGUACUAUUGGUUGCAGCCCGCGAGCUUGUGUAUGAUUGUCAGCUGCACGUACGACUUACUGGGGCUGCUGGUAGCACAGUCUCUGUUGCUUGUGACACCUGAUAGGAACUGUAGGCUGCGAACGCGAGGUCGUUAUGACUAAGUGAAAACCUGUAUUUUUUGUAGUACCUCCUGCUGCAUCUCCACAUCGACAAAACGAGACAAUCCAGACUCAGCAUGCGGCGAAUUAUGACAUCAGCAGGAGCCCUCUCACAGCAAGCCCAUCAGGUUCAUGUCCUGUCCAGCCCGUUUUGUGUACCACGUCACUUGGGGUUUGAAGCGGUCGGGGAGGAAUGCAGGCAGGGGGCGGCCGACUCCGAGCCAGCGUAGACGGCUGCAGCAGUUUUUUUAGCUGUUCGUCUUAUGGCGGAUCGGGCUCGGCUUCAAUCGGCUAGCGAAGGAAAACCGCGUCGCUUGGUUUGCGUUUGUGCCUCUUUCCAAAACAAUCUGACGAGCUUUCUUCGCCCAAUAUGGCCGUUUGCUUCCCGGACGAGUAGCGGUAAUGCAGACAAUGGACAAGCAAGCGUCCUUCUAUCCAAGGAAAAAACUGUGUUAUAGUAAAUUCCAGUACUCUAGCAUCGCAAUUUUUUUUGUUCGGUUCGACAGCAGAAACGUUUUGUUCGCAGAUUGUGUGUCGCAAACGCAAUUAGAAUUCUCCAUUGUCUUGAUCGCGACUCAAACAAAAUAAAGAGCCUUGAGCUACUGCUACUGGACGCUUGGCAGGAUAAGUGAUAUUUGUUUAAUUUGAACUUUUCUUCACACAGUUUUUCUCCCGGAUAGCUUCCUCCU